This is a messenger RNA of Tachysurus fulvidraco (yellow catfish), 1743 nucleotides long. It is a transcript of the gene b3gat3, whose product is annotated as beta-1,3-glucuronyltransferase 3 (glucuronosyltransferase I). The record is from RefSeq and is a predicted model, not a curated record. Gene Ontology annotation, molecular function: galactosylgalactosylxylosylprotein 3-beta-glucuronosyltransferase activity. The transcript is spliced from 6 exons. Bases 307 to 1311 code for a protein of 334 amino acids. Gene Ontology annotation, cellular component: Golgi membrane. Gene Ontology annotation, biological process: chondroitin sulfate proteoglycan biosynthetic process; carbohydrate metabolic process. Lineage: Eukaryota; Metazoa; Chordata; Actinopteri; Siluriformes; Bagridae.
GAUCUGUGUUGCACCGCAGCUGAAACUGCUGGAGCUGUUUGAAAUGGGUUUGAUUACAAUGGACGCUUGUUGUUGAACACACACAAGCUCAAUCGCUGACUUUGUAUAUAAACGAUCAUGUCGCUUAGGCGAAUUAAAAAAGAAAUCUUAAAGCCUUUCUCCAGCCUGGACUGAACCUGGACUGGAUUGAUGGCUUCUGUCAAUAAAUGGUUACAUUCUAAAGGAAGCCUUGUGUGUCCUGGGCUAUAAGGUGAAGCUCACAGCAGCCUGACAUUCUGGGUUUUAUUUGGUGUCACCUUCUGUCCAAUGAGGAUGAAGCUCAAACUGAAGACUGUAUUCCUGCUCUACUUUAUGGUGUCCUUAAUGGGCCUCAUCUAUGCCCUCAUGCAGUUAGGCCAGGGCUGUGACUGCAGAGAACAUGACUUUACUAAAGACCGAACCAUCUCUCAGUUGAGAGGGGAGUUACAUAAAUUGCAAGAACAAAUAAAAAAAACAGAGAAAUCGGACGCAAAAGCCUCCAGGCAAUCUAGUUUGCCUACAAUCUAUGUAAUAACACCUACCUAUGCAAGACUGGUGCAGAAGGCUGAGCUCAUACGCUUGUCCCACACAUUUCUGCAUGUACCUCAGCUCCACUGGAUCGUGGUGGAGGAUUCUCUCAGCCUGACACAGCUAGUGACAAACUUAUUGGCUGCGUCUGGACUGACCUACACACACCUACACAUGCUGACACCUAAAGACCGCAAACUGCAGGAAGGUGACCCUCACUGGCUGAAGCCUCGUGGGGCUGAGCAGAGGAACGAGGGUUUACGCUGGCUCAGGGAGAAGGCUGCUGCAGACCGGGGGAAAGGGUUAGCCUUUGACAAUGCUGUAAUCUACUUUGCUGAUGAUGACAACACAUAUAGCCUUCAGCUCUUUGAUGAGAUGCGUUACACUAAGAAAGUCUCUGUUUGGCCGGUGGGUCUGGUGGGUGCUAUGAAGUUUGAGCGGCCGGUGGUGGAAAAUGGGAAGGUGGUUCGUUUCCACACCGGCUGGCGACCCAACCGUCCCUUCCCCAUUGAUAUGGCAGGCUUUGCGGUCUCCCUGAAUCUGGUGUUGGCCAAUCCUGAGGCUUGUUUUGAUGGCAAUGCAGAGAUGGGCUUCCUAGAAAGUAGCUUUCUGCAGAAUCUGGUUACUAUGGAGGACUUGGAGCCUAAAGCUGACAUGUGCACUAAGGUGCUGGUGUGGCACACACGGACCGAAAAGCCAAAGAUGAAAAGGGAGGAGGCUCUUAUAAAGCAAGGGUUAGGAUCAGAUCCCAACGUGGAGGUGUAAGCUGCAAGAACAUUCUCCAAAAACACCCUGGUACAUCCCAGUUAAAAUAAAAAAUGCAUUUUGCUGUCAUGUUAACUUGAGAGCGUCCUUCAUUUUCAGCACGAGUUCAGUUUACUGUUGUCCAGGAAUCUCAGCACUGUACGAGUAACUGUAUGUUUAUUAUGACUGGGUGGAUGUGUUUGUGUGCGGGAUUGAAUGCAGCAUUCUAUUUAUAUAUCUAUUUAUCAUUCAUGGUGUUAUGUAGAACAAGAUGUAGAUGAUAAGUGUUUCUGCCUCAUGCCUGUAAAUCUCUGCCUUUUACAGUAAAGUUGUAUUGCUAAGUUCAGUUUGAGUGGCUCAAGUGGACCCUAGAGAACCAAAACCACCAUAAAAUUGUAUUAACUAUGUAUAUCUUUCAAAAAUAGCUUAAAAUAAAAAAACAUUUAAAACAAA